Molecule: messenger RNA, 9309 nt
Organism: Mya arenaria
Lineage: Eukaryota; Metazoa; Mollusca; Bivalvia; Myida; Myidae
Product: transmembrane and coiled-coil domain-containing protein 4-like
Exons: 14
Coding region: 58-2595 (845 amino acids)
Source: RefSeq, a predicted model, not a curated record
CGUCACUGCGCAGUUUAAUGCGGAAGCAAACUGACGUCUGACUAAAAACUUUCCAAAAUGUCAAAGAAUGACGAUUCUAUUGAGGAAGUCUCAAAAACAAGUUUACCAAACAAUACAGAGCGUUUCCACAAGAAAUUGACUGAUGUUAGUCUGUACUCAGUGGCCGGGCUGUGUGCAGUGUCCUUGGUACAACUGUUUGAUGAAGAUUGCCACAGUGCUUUCAAAAAGAGUGCGUUGGAAAAGAUUUUGAAAGACCUUGGUCAACCUGAACAGACAAAUGAGUCCAUGUUUUCCCUACUGGAUGGGGAAAUAAUAACAGAUAGUGAUGUUUUCGUUGACAACCUACUUGAAGACCCUGUGCUCUCUGAGACCCGACAACCACUCAUACAAGAUUUCAUCUUGCUAGCUAUCCAAGAAGGGUGUUACGAUGCAAGGAUGCGUGUCCUCAUCAAGCAUAUGGCCUGGCAGCUGAGGGUAUCAUGGGAAGACGUGGAGGAACUGGAGGGAGAUCUCUCCGAGACUCUGGAGUAUCAGACUUACAUCAUGAGCGAUCCAGAACAAAGGAAAAGGGAGGAGGAAAAAGAAAAAGCUCGCAAGAGCCGAAGCAGAAAGAUUAAACGCUAUGCUCUGAUUGGUUUAGCCACUGUCGGGGGCGGAGCUCUAAUUGGCCUGACAGGUGGUCUAGCGGCACCCUUUGUGGCUGCAGGGGCUGGUGCCAUCAUUGGUGGGGCAGGGGCGGCCGCCCUAGGGUCAGUAGCUGGGGUCGCUAUCAUAGGGUCCCUGUUUGGAGUGGCAGGAGCCGGUCUCACAGGGUAUAAAAUGAAACGAAGAGUAGGCGCAAUUGAGGAAUUCUCGUUUCAACCCCUGACCCUAAUUGGGAGCAAGUUUGACUCUCAGCGUACUGUCAAGCAGCUGCAUAUCACCAUAGCAGUUACAGGAUGGCUGAGCGAGAAAGUCCAGGAUUUCCGUAUUCCGUGGAGUUGCCUGGCCGAGUCCAGAGAGCAAUACAGCCUGUGUUGGGAAAGCAAGUAUAUUAGGGAGAUGGGACGUGCUAUUGACUACCUCGUACAAACAGGCAUGUCAGUCGCUACCACAGAGGCUCUCAAGUAUACAGUUCUCUCGGGCAUAAUAGCAGCCAUCGCCUGGCCAUCAGCCUUAAUAUCGGCAGCGGGAGUGAUUGACAAUCCCUGGCAUGUUUGUACCCAGCGUGCAACAGAAACCGGCAAACAACUUGCGGAAGUUUUGCUUGGACGUGAACAGGGGAACCGGCCAGUCACUCUAAUUGGCUUCAGUCUCGGGGCUAGAGUUAUUUUCUCCUGUCUCGAGGAGAUGUCCAAGAGGAAAGGCAGUGAAGGCUUGAUUGAAGAUGUUAUUCUGCUCGGAGCUCCGGUGUCAGGUGACGCCAAAUACUGGAAACCUAUAUCCAAGGUCGUUGCCGGGAAGAUUGUGAAUGGAUAUGCCAGGGGUGACUGGUUAUUGAAGUUUCUGUACAGGACAGCUUCUGUAACAUUCAAUGUUGCCGGCCUGGCUCCUGUGAAGUGGGAGAACAGACGAAUGCACAACAUUGAUCUCAGUAAUGUGAUUGAUGGGCACAGCGAUUACAUCAAAAAUCUUGACACUAUCAUGAAAGCAGUUGGUGUUAGGACCAAAGAUGAGCUUCAACCUCCUUGCUUUUCUAGUUCUUCAAGUAAAUCAAGCUUGAAAUCAAGUAAAUCUACUUCUUCUGACCUUCAAAAGGGAAAGUCUUCAGAAGGAGUUUCCAAUCUCCUAAAAGGAGAGUCUCAAGAAAGACUUUCUGACCUCCCAAAAGGAGAAUCACUUCCUGAAAAGACUGAUGGUGAUCUGAAUAAAGAAGAGACUACAAAUGGUGAUACAAAGGCGGAAACAAGUCAUGAAGCAGAUAUUGCUAAUAGCAGUGAAGAAAGAGGACAGAGUGGUAAAAAUGAAAAUGAUUUAAAGGACACUGAUGAAAAUAUUGAUUCACUUGUAGAUCAUAUAAAUGACAAAGAGAAGGAAAAAAAUAGUGAAACUGAGAAAGUACCUCUGAAAAAUGAAAAGCAAGACGGUGGUUGUAGAAGUACAGAGACAAGACAUGAAGCAGAAGGUGAAAAGCUGGCUGGACUUGUAUCAGCCAAAAUCAGUGUGCCCCUAAAAAAAGAUACUGAUAAAGAGAUUGAUUCACAUACAGAAAUAUCACAUGAGAAUAGUGUAAUACCUACCCAGGAAUCUGCUACAGGUUCAGGAAACUCUGUUAAUGACAAAACGGAAAAGGAUAAGGUAAAGGGCAGGGCUGUUAACAAAACUCAAGUUGAAGGUGGUUCAAAUUCGCCAAAAACCAAAGGCAAAUUAUCAAAACUAAAUAAAAAAGUUCAGAAGAAAAUGAAAGUAGUAAAAGAGUCGUAUGAUAGAAACUUCUGCCCUGAAAAACCUAAUCCAUUGACUGUAAGCUACAAGAACAGCGAUGACGAAGGGAGCAAUGUGGAGUUUAGUAAAGGUGAAAAGGCAAGUCGUGGGAAAGCAAAAGCAGAGAAGGAGGCUGAUGAAGAAGAUUGUUUCUUUACAGAUUCAGAUCCACCAAGUGAAAAUGAACAGUAGUGGAACUCAUUCUUCUUGAAUAGCCGUGACUUGGAAAUCAAUCUUUGAAAUUUUUUUAUGAGGAUUUAAUCAUGGUCAUGCUCAAUAAAAACAAACCAACGAUCUAGAAUUAGAUUCCACUGUUUUACUUUAUAUCAUCGUCGAAUACCCCCGAUACACACUAAGCUAUGCUUCGUUGUGUACCGUGGGCAAUUUGGCGAGAGGAAUAUGAAUAAUUAAUGAGGCAGUUUCAUUAGUUCCACAAAGUACCACAUGCUUUAUGGUUGAAAAAUAUUCUGGCAAAUGCCAGAGUUGAACCGGGUCCGCUUUCUCAGUACAAUAAUAUUUGGCAAUAGUCAAGACCACACUGCCACAGAGGCUACUGACACUGUAAAGUUAUUGAACAAUAUUUGAGUGUAAUAUGCAAAUUCAUUGGAAGAAGAGUUGUCUCUCCUGCCUCAUGCAUCUUCAUUAAAACAAGAUUUUGUCCGUCAAUUGUCCCACGGUAUGUAUGAAAUGAAACGGAAGAAAGUACUGUGGUUGCCGACCAUGCUUUAUAUAUGCAUGAUUUAAACCUUGUAAAUGAUCUUAAAAAUGUAAUGAUAAUUUGAAUUUUACGGGUGGUAUUUCGAAAUUGAUAUUGAUAUUUUGGCAAUUUAAAUAAAUCUAAUUAUUAUUAUCCCUUAAGUUAACUUACAUUAAUCAUUUUUAAAGAAGUCGUAAUGCAUGAUGCCUUCUGAAUUUUGUCCGGAAAUCGGGAAUGAAUGAGUUCCAAAAUGCAGUCUAUUUGGCAAAUUAACUUUCAGUAGGAUAAGAUCCUUAAAGAGAAACAGAUUGUAAAUUAUCAUCUAGAAAGUAAAAAUAACAUAAAUAAUAUUAAUAUUGCAAAUUAGAAUGGCAAAAUAAACAAAUUAUUAAAUAUUGCAAAUUAAAGAAAGUGAAAAUUAAGAGAUUCUUAAAUAUUACAAAUUAGAGGGAGUGUAAAUAAGCAGGUUGUUUGGAUAUUUCUGUGGAAAAAAAUACAAUGUUUUAAGUAUUGAAUGCAAUGAACUGCUAUUGCAAAAGAGUCUUCUAAUAUGAAUGUUGUGAAAUGGAAUGUAGGGAAAUACUAGUAUUGAAAUGUAUAUUAAUGCUUUAAUGCAUAUAUGUAUUAACUAUCUACUGAUUUAUAAAUUGAUUUAUAUUGUGCUCAAUAUUGUGCUAAAUCAUGUAUAAUACUGAAUUGUCAUAAAUUUGGUAAUUUGCUGUAUAAAUAUGUGUGUGGAUUUAUAAUGAUUUGAUCCAAUCUCUUGCUACUAACAAUCUACAAAAUAUUGUUCAUAUCAUUUCAAAAUGCCUUCUUUGACUGCAGAAGAUACUAUACAUUUGCCAUAUUACAAUAUAAAAGGGUAUGUGUACAAUGGCUCAUUCUUAGCACCUCGAAUUCUCCAAAAAUAAGAAAAAGUCUUUGGUGGUUGAAAUAUAUGUAAUGAUAAUAUAUGAACCUUAUAUACAGCAAAUAUAUACACUAUGUGAUAAAUUUUACAUUUGUUUUGGUCUGAACCUUGCCGAACCUUGCCGGACUGACUUUAUUCAUAGAAAUUUGCUUUAAAAUCUGUCCGAAAUUAAUGAAAAUAGGUUUAGAUGGUAAAAAAAAUGUUGUUGUUUUUUGUGUGAAUUCGAUAGAAAAAUGAUCUUACCAUUUUAAUUUUUGUAAAUCACAUACAUGGUAUGUAAAACUCUCAACAAAGGCGAAAUUGAAACGCUGUUAAAGGUUUGUAUUCUUGAAAACUAAACAGAUGCGAAAUUCAUCAAAAAUGGCUAUUUGUUAAAAUGUUUCUUAAUAAUAAUUAUUUGAUGAAUGAGAAAAAAUUAGUAUUCAUAUUGGUAUCAUUUUUUUAAGGUUUAUAGUUUAUUUUAAAAUUCGUUUCAUAUACCAUAAUUUUUUAUAUAUUUUUUUAAGAAUUUGAGGGGUGAAAAAUGAGCCAUCGUGAGCUAACCCCUUAAGUCUUUUUGUUUCACUGUCAUUUAUUGUAGCUUUUGUUGGCUGUGCCUAAAAUUGUAUAGUUUUGGCGAUACUCAGAGCUAUUGUUUAAUCAAGGUGCUACUUACAUUUCACUAAAUUUUAUUCAUGAAAUAUCUUGUUUAAUUAUAUUUGUUAUUGUAUGCUUGAUUAUGUACAUGAUUCAUAAUGUGAUUAUGUCUUUCUGCCCACCAAUUACGAAAUGUGUAAGUAAAUAACAUUGGUAGCUGUUGUUGUUUUUAGGGCAUUUGUUUUGUUAUAAAACAUUGAUAGGGGUAUUGUCAAAGAUUUUGUUUCGUUGUUGGCAUCCAAAAAAGCGCUAAUAUAAAAGAAGUUAAGAAUAUUCUUAUGACUUGGUACACAUGUGGCUAUAGACAAUGCACACAAGUGUAGCAAGGCCAGUUCUCUGGCUGUAAUCAUGGUUGGGUUCAGGUCCUUUUUCAAAAAUAAUGAACAACAGACAAAGAAUUUCCUCCAUGAUUCUCUUGUUUGUACUUUUUUGUCCUAUAAAAUAAAGUACUAUUAACCCUUACCAUGCUGCAAUGUUUUAUGUGUAGUUCAGUGCUCACUGCUGAGUUGUUUUGAGUGAAUGUUAAAUAUAUAUCACCCAUUGAAUUUAAAAGAAUACAAUUUAAAUACUACUUGUUCUACAGGAUUCAAACUUUCAGACAGUGAUAUUGAAAUGUUAAAAAUUUAAAUUAAGCUAUCAGUAAUUGAAAUUGAUUCCACGGUAACCAUGGAGACACAUUCUUGUCUAAAAAUUAUACUUUUAUUUUGCAUAUGUUAUUGUUUUUCAUAAAAAACACUUUUGUGACCAUCGAUAAAAUCCAUCAAUUGAAGAAUUUUUGGGUAAAAUGAAGAUUCACAUUGAUAUUGAACGCAAAUAAAUGAAAACUUAUGUUAUUGUUUAUUUUGGACAACAUUUGUUAUAUGACGUGUGCUACAAUAUAAUUGAAAUACAGCUGUUUAUUGGAGAGAAACAAGCAAAUAUGUCAAUGGUCAUUCAUUUGCUUUUUUCUAGCUUUAGUGUUCAGAUCAAGAAUGAAAUACUAUGAAGCAACAAAAACUUUUGUGAGAAAGUUAUUCUGCAUGUUCCCAUGGCAACCAAUCUUCUUUAUUUGAUAUUCAUACCAAUGUUAAAGAAUUUGACCAAUGUUCAGGUUUUUUAUUGACUACAUUACCAUUAUUUUAUGAAUAUUUAAUUUAAUGUCAUAAUAAAUAAUUUUCAGCAAAUAAAAAUUCACAUUACGUUAUUUUAGUGAUACUUAGCUAUAGAAAGAAGAACAGUUAACAAUUACUAAUGGCACAGACCUGAUACCCUGUUUAAAGGAUCACAAAACAAUAGUCCAGUAUGAAAUUGAUAUUACAAUAUUACUGUAUGGGAGCAUGAUUGAUAAAUAAACAUUCCACAAUUAUGUAUCUUUCAGUCAUUUCAUUUCAAUUUUAAAAGGUUGCUAUGGAAACAUAUCAACUAUGUUUUUUUUUAAAAAGUACAAUAUACCAAUAAGAUUAUCUUAUUGGUAUAUUGUACUUUUUAAAAAACAACAUAGUAUCUUAGGUACGUUUCUAAAGUUGUUGUCAUUUGAGACUGCAUAAACACAACAUGAGACAAUGAAUCAAAAAUAUGCUUUUGACCAGUAUUAAUUAAAUAUUAUAAGUACAAUCAUGUUUCUUAAAAGAAACAAAUGUUUAUAUUUGUUAUUUCCAACCAGCGACUGAACUAGUCUUUUUUAGUAGCAGUACUCAAGACUUGGUUAUAAGGACAGUAUCAAAAGUGCAUAUGGUAUAUAAAUAAAUGAGCUUUAAAAUAGUGAAAAAGAAGUUUAUCGCAUCUUCUAAUGUACAUGUACUGAAUAAACAAUAACAAGCAGUUACCUUAGAUUGACAGGAUAGAACCAAUACGCCCCUCACAUCGUUCAAAUUUACUUCUUCUAUAUCAGAGAAAUAAGAUAAAAAGUAAUUUUAUACAUUCAAUAUGCAACAUCUCAUACUGCAAAUUGCUUACAUUUUUUGGGGGGAGUGGGGGGGGGGGGGGGGGAGAACCCAUUUUAUGCCAUCCGCCCUGGUACCAUUGUAAGUAGUUAAUUUUGUAACUUUAUGAAUUCAUAAAGGGAGCAUUAGUUAAAACUUAAUAAUUUUCACAACAUUUGUGAAACAAGUUUUUGCAACUCUCAUUGGCACAAUAAUACCAGAGAGUGUGGUCUUGUGUAGAAGGGGAAACGGGAAAACCCGGAAAAGAAACCCACUCGUCAAACUUGGUGACCACUAACCUAACUCACACUCGCCUAGGCUGGGAAUUGAACGCAGGUUCUCUAGGAGAGAGGCGAAUAGGAAAUUCCUAUCAAGCCCAUCGGUAUAGUUCUAUACACAACAUAUGAUAUAGCUUUCCUAUUAUUUAACAUGCAAGCGUUACUUUAUUUACUGCUUAGAAAAUACUUGCUCUGCCUUAACAAAUCAAAUAGUUUUAGUUCUUGGAUGGCUGUGCAUAAAUAAUUUCAUUGUAGGACUGUAUAUUCUAAUACAUUUGAUAUUAUUUCAUCUUAUGAUAACAUUAAAACAGAGAGAGAUAUACAUAGAGAGAUAUACAUGUUGUAAGCAAACUAUCAUAAUUUUUAUACUUUAACUAUUUAGUUAUCAGGUGGUUUAAUGUUACCGAAGGGCCAACAAAAUAAAGAACACAUUAACAUGUCUGUAUACUCAUGUUUCAACACCAUACUGUUUGUACAUAUUUAUAAAAUGCAAUGUAAAGUUUUGUAAAAAUAACUGCAACUUUGAAGAAAUAAAAUGUUGUCCUCACAGAAUUAGAAGAUUUUGAUGAUGAUAGUGUUUAAUACUAUAUAUAUAUUGAUUUUUGGAUGAAUGUUUUUUUUUUUGUCAUAUUUUAUAUAAGUCACAAGCUGCAAUUUUAAUGUAAUCAGAUAUUUAAUGUAUAUGUUAAUUGAACAUUUUGAUAAACAUAUGAUAUCUUUGUGGUCCAUGUACUAUGAAGUUAAUUUCAUAAAAAAAAUACUCACAAAAAUAUUACAAAAAAAGAGAAAAAGUUUUACGCAUAAAUCAGAGAUCAAACCACGAACCUUUAAAUCAGCAGGCGAGGCUUAUAACCACUACAUUACAGUGACAGAUAACUGCAUAUCGAUGGCCUCACUUCAAAAUGCUGAAGCUGCAUUUUUUUCUGUUUCAAAAUUUUUACAUCAUUAAAAUCAUAAGGAUGAGUGGCAUCUGACUGCAAAAUGCCGAGUAAAUAGUCCAAUGAGAAAAUGGUGUUGUAUCAUGUGAUCAAAAUGUCAAGCAACGAUUGGACAUUUCACAGAGAAGCAAAAAUGCAGAAUGUUCAGAAAUUGUAACUACAAAAAUUGUAACUUCGGCAUUUUGUAAAAAAAUGUGUGAUCAAAUUACCAAGAUUAAAUGCUAAAAACGUUGCUACUAAAAACAUGGGAUUUUGUAGCUUCGACAUUUGGAAGCGAGGCCAUCAAUAUGGUGUUAUAAAACAUAUAAACACCAUUUCUUAUUUUGGGAUAUGUGCAAACAUUGGGGUGAAAGUUGUUUACUUUUAACUAUUUAUGUUUAUUAUCUGUUGGUUACUUGAACAUACUUUUGAACAAGGUUCUAAUUUUUGUUGAUUUGUUUUGAUACCAGUUAUAAGGUAAAUUAGAAGUGUUCCUACCUAAUGCAUCCAAUUAUUCAUUCGUAAAUAUAAACAAAUACACAGGUCAAAAAAGAGUUCAUGCCUUUAAAGUUCUUUUUUUGAUUUGCUUUGAUUUUAGUUUAAACUUUAUGCAUUUUACCAUGGUUGUGAAGAAAGUUAUAUCCUCCUGUUGAGUCACUGAUUGGCACAAUGCUGUGCAACCACUUUUACCACGUUGUGACCACUAGACUAUUUUGUCCAAAUUAUUUUACUUAUUAUAAUGAUUAAAAGAUGAUUAUAUAUGUUUAUAAAUUUAAUUAAUCUGUACUUUCAUUUGUUUUGAAAUUAUAUAGAAGUUUAAGUUAGUUCUUAAAGUGACACUCUUAAUGAAAAUCAAUACAUACACAUGUAUAACAAACAUAAAUUUUGGGUAAUAAACCUUUAACUACUACUUACUAAAUAUUGCAUUUAUGGAAACUAUAAAUCACUGAUGACAAGAUUGUAACCAUAUAUUUAAUAACUGUAAACACAAACAUAUUAAAUGAUUGGUGAGUGCUAAAAGAUUUACUGGGAUCUUUAUCGUUCCAUUAAGUAGAAAUACCUCGUUUUCUGCUCCUUUCUUUUAAAUUAAACUUGGUAUUCUUCAUCAAAACCACUGUUUUCGACAUUUAUUCAGACUUUUUGAUAUAUUAUAACAAUUGUAUUAAUUGUGGUAAAUCUUAUUUGGGAGUAAGAGAGCAUCUUUAGUCUUAAAAUUAAGAUAGGAAAUAUACUUAGUACAGUUAUUUAACCAUUAAUAGUUUCAAUCAAACCAGGAUUUUUCUUCUUUUGCUUUGGAUGUAUUUUGUCAAUAUGAAUCUGCCAUAAUUAAAUAUACUUUUUGUUCAGUAUUUUUCAAGUGAAGAAAGGAUCAAAAUUUCAAGACUGUUAAGGAGAAAUUAUAAUGUGCAAAAUAACGUAUUCUUAUGGCCAUGUUGAUGAUGUUUUGUUUUCACUUUUAGCGUUGUUGUUGUUUUUGAUGGCAUUUCAUGUGCAAUUGAGUUUGUGUCUUACUUCAAAGGGAAAUCACCCUUGUCUAUAUCGUUAAUAAACAUAUUUGUUAAGCCUU